CGUUAAUGAACCCAGUGAGAAAGAGAUCAAGCGAUCUUGGGUUCAUCAACUUUUAAUUUCACACUUACGAUUCAAUAUUUGCCAUGAUGAUGAUUCCUCAGCAGUUGAGCUUUUCGACUGCCGUCCCGGCGAUUGUCGGAAUUUAUAUUUUUCGAUGGAUUUUGAUUUCGAUAUUGCAUACCCAACGAGCUCAGCGAAUGGGUUGUAAGCCCGCUUUUGUCCGACCGAGCAAGCUUCCAUUCGGCAUUGAUAUCCUGAAGCGUUAUAUUGAUACGACACGGCAACAGAUCCUGCAGAAUGAUGAAGUGGUCGUUUACGAAGAGCUGGGCCAGCGUCCAACGUGGAAUCAGAAUAUCCUGGGUAACUGGCACCACGUCACAAUGGACCCGAAGAAUGUGCAAGCUAUGCUUGCCACACAGUUCAAGGAUUUUGAGCUUGGCCCUUUACGGCGUAACCUUUUUGGACCGGUGAUCGGGAAAGGUAUCUUUACUUCGGAUGGAAAGGAGUGGCAACAUUCUCGCGCCCUACUUCGUCCACAAUUCGCUCGAGGCCAAAUCGCCAACUUAGAGCUGGAAGAACGUCAUGUCCAACAUCUUCUCGAUCGGCUCCCAGUUCAACACGAUUCCUGGACAGACGUUGUCGAUUUAGCCCCCUUGUUCUUCAACUUGACUCUUGACUCUGCCACCGAAUUUCUCUUUGGACAGAGUGCCAACUCGCAGGUUGGCUCCUUGAAAGCUAACCAGAGCCAGGAGCCAGGAGCAGCUGUGCCAGCUGGUCUGCCUGACGGUUUGUCUUUUGGCAAGGCGUUUGACCGAGCCAAUACAGUGGUCGUGUUACGAAGUUGGUUGACGGAUCUUUACUUUCUCUACUCGCCCGCACAGUUCCACAAAGAUUGUGCAGAAAUCCACGAAUUUGCCCGUUAUUAUGUGAACCUCGUUCUUGCCGAGGAAUUACAGUCAAGGGACAACAAAGGAUCUUCGGGGAACCCAACUGACUCUGGCUAUGUAUUCCUUCGGGAACUCGUGAAGGAGACCAAAGAUCCCGAAGAGCUUCGGACCCAGCUUCUUAAUAUUCUGCUGGCAGGAAGGGACACCACUGCAGGUCUUUUGGGAUGGACAUUCUAUCUACUGUCUCGUCACGUGGACGUGUACGAAAAGCUGCACGCCGUCGUCCUGGAAACGUUUGGAGAGUUCUCCAGUAAUACAUCGAUUACUUUCGAGUCGCUGAAAUCAUGCUCAUAUCUGCAGCAUGUUCUAUCUGAAGUGCUACGACUCCAUCCACCUGUACCCGAGAACAGUCGCCGCGCGGUGCGAAACACCACUCUCCCUCGAGGUGGUGGUGCCGAUGGCUCAUCGCCAAUAUACAUCCGCGCUGGUGAGGAGGUCACCUACAACGUGCAUAUCAUGCAACGUCGUAAGGACAUCUGGGGCGACGACGCUGAAGAAUUUCGGCCGGAAAGAUGGACCGGGCACAAACCAGGGUGGGAAUUUUUGCCAUUCAAUGGUGGACCAAGGAUUUGCUUAGGACAGCAGUUUGCUCUGACCGAGGCUGCGUACGUCAUCGUGCGCAUGCUUCAGAGAUUUGACAAGGUGGAAAAUAUGGACAAGUCGACGGUUGUCAAACAUAAAUACACGACUACUACUGCCCCAGUUCAGGUCCUCGUGCGUCUGCAUAGCACAUCGCAUUAA
Molecule: messenger RNA, 1688 nt
Organism: Aspergillus caelatus
Lineage: Eukaryota; Fungi; Ascomycota; Eurotiomycetes; Eurotiales; Aspergillaceae
Product: cytochrome P450
Exons: 2
Coding region: 84-1688 (534 amino acids)
Molecular function (GO): heme binding; iron ion binding; oxidoreductase activity, acting on paired donors, with incorporation or reduction of molecular oxygen, reduced flavin or flavoprotein as one donor, and incorporation of one atom of oxygen
Source: RefSeq, a predicted model, not a curated record